AUGACUGUGAGCAGAUUUAUUCAUUUCUCUUCUCAGAUCAAGGAGCAGGAGAUGCGGGAGCACAUAAAGAAGCUCCUCAAGGACAAGGAUAAUGCCAUGUCGUUCCUCGGAGCAAAAGUCACCAGCCGCAGCCUGGCCGACAAGCUGGUCGAGGAGUUGCUCGAACAUCUCGGCAGCAAUGUGGACACGGUGAUCGUCGAGUCGUACAUAGCGCCGACUGGUUCGGUGGGUUGCCGCGUGUUCCCGACCAGCGUCGUUUCGGGCUUGACAUACGAAGAGCCCAACUUGCCCUCACUGUACAAGAAGUACAUGCCAAAGUACUCGGACGGGUGGGCACUGUACGACGUGGACAUGGACAAGCUAUACGAUUGCCCCAGCCCGUUUCAGGCCUACGAGCGGAUAUCGAGAACCCGAGUUGUUGUCGCCGACCGGAGUAACACUGACGUGCCCGUCAACCCUUAG
This is a messenger RNA of Rhipicephalus sanguineus (brown dog tick), 462 nucleotides long. RefSeq lists its product as uncharacterized. The record is from RefSeq and is a predicted model, not a curated record. The transcript is spliced from 4 exons. NCBI's taxonomy places the organism in Eukaryota, Metazoa, Arthropoda, Arachnida, Ixodida, Ixodidae. Bases 1 to 462 code for a protein of 153 amino acids.